Messenger RNA from Abrus precatorius (Indian licorice), 1438 nucleotides. Its product is annotated as protein TIFY 6B-like. Bases 118 to 1254 code for a protein of 378 amino acids. The transcript is spliced from 7 exons. Gene Ontology annotation, cellular component: nucleus. The record is from RefSeq and is a predicted model, not a curated record. NCBI's taxonomy places the organism in Eukaryota, Viridiplantae, Streptophyta, Magnoliopsida, Fabales, Fabaceae. Gene Ontology annotation, biological process: regulation of jasmonic acid mediated signaling pathway; response to wounding; regulation of defense response.
UCUCCUUUCCACUCUUUUCCGUCUUCAACAACAAUUCACUGCACGCAUUUGGGUUUUUUUAUUCUCUGCGUAACCAGCAACAUACAAAUUCUUGUGGGUCUUUGAUUUUUUCACCACAUGGAGAGGGAAUUUUUUGGCUUAAGCUCCAAAAAUGGUGCAUGGAUUACUAUGAAAGAAGAUGGUGCCAACAAACCAAAAGACCCAGUGAGGAGUUCAGGAAUGCAGUGGUCAUUCUCAAACAAGGUCUCGGUUCUUCCUCAAUUCCUGUCCUUCAAGAACAAUCAGGAAGAUAGAGUGAGAAAGACUCUUCUUGAUCCACUAGCCUCAUCUGGAUAUAUGAACAUGCCACCUAAAGAUGCUUUUGACUCUAACCAAAAACCAUUCUUAGGUGUGACCCAGAAUAAUUUGUCCAUAGGAAAGCAGGCAGGAAACAAGCAUGGAAUGUCAAUUUAUCCUCAGCAAUGUUCAGAUGCACAAUCAGCAUCCCUUCAGGAAGCAACAAUAUUUUCAGUUUCCAACCAAUCAAAUCUUGCUACUACAGGACUAAACAUGGUCAAUUCAGUCAUAAAACCACAAGCUCCUGGUUCCAAAUCCUCUGGCACACCUGUAUCUGUUCUUCCACCAAUAGGUUCCAUUGUUGGAUCUACUGACUUAAGCAGGAAUUGUUCCAAAUCCACUGGCACACCUACUCAGCUUACCAUUUUCUAUGCUGGUUCAGUAUGCGUUUUUGAUGACAUAACUCCUGAGAAGGCCAAGGCUAUCAUGUUAAUGGCAGGAAAUAGGUCUACUCCAAUUCAGAACAUGGCAGUUUCCACAGCUAAAUUUCAGCCAACAAUCUCAAUUCCCUCCAAAGAUGAUGGUUUCAUUAUAAGUCAAUCCUAUCCCUCCUCACCCUUGCCAAGCCCUCUCCCACUAACUUCUCUAGCCAAUUCUCAAUCUAUAGGAGGAUCUUCUAGCAACAAUGAACUUGCAAAAAUAAGACCAAUAGGACCUUCAUCUGCCCCUCCUAACUAUUUGGAAUCUCCUAUUGUUGUUGCUUCUGCUGCUACAAAAAUGGUUCAACGAGUAUGCUUGCCUCAGGCACGUAAAGCAUCCUUGACUCGGUUUUUGGAGAAGAGAAAGGGAAGGAUGACGAGCACAUCACCAUACUUCCAUAUGAGCAAGAAAUCACCCGAAUGCAACUCUCUUGGAUCAGACAGUGUUAGUUUCUCUUUGAACUUCUCUGGUUCCUGUCCUCUACCAGCUACCAACUAGCCCUUAUGAAGAUCAUCAAUGGAAGUUUAGACUUAUAUACUUCUGUAAUUGUAAGAUCAAUUCUUUCUGUCAUUGGUAGAGAAAUUAAGUAGGCAUUUUUGUCCUAAAUAUUUUCUUUUCUUUUCCAAGCUUUUCAUUAUCAUUACUUUUAUAGUAAUUUACGUCACUAUGAAGAUCUUGCAAG